This is a messenger RNA of Caenorhabditis elegans, 1473 nucleotides long. RefSeq names its product L-Fucosyltransferase (gene T26E4.4). Gene Ontology annotation, cellular component: membrane. The transcript is spliced from 12 exons. The record is from RefSeq and is marked reviewed. The coding region runs from base 26 to 1204 and encodes 392 amino acids. Gene Ontology annotation, biological process: carbohydrate metabolic process. Gene Ontology annotation, molecular function: galactoside 2-alpha-L-fucosyltransferase activity. Lineage: Eukaryota; Metazoa; Nematoda; Chromadorea; Rhabditida; Rhabditidae.
AGGAAAAAAGCAAAAAAAAUUGACUAUGAUCAGAUAUAAUACCAACAAUUUAAUGUCUUUGUGCGUGGCGGUUGGAAUUCUUGCCAACAUUUACAUAGUCACAAGAUUAACGAUUGGGUUCAAAAUUCUGGAGGACUUUCCACAAAUUCAAGAAUUUCCAUCAAGGUGUGUAAUCGAUGAGGAUUAUUUUUUGAGCUUUGUUGAAAGUCGGCGAGUCACGGAGUUGAAGGAAAAGGUUUUUCUGAAAAACAACAACGAUAAAACAGUGCAACUCAAACUUUUUGCGUUUCAAUCUGCAGGGUUAGGAAACAAAUUAUUUGAAAUAAUUUCACUGCUGGGAAUCGCAAAUAGUUUGCAAAGAAGACCAGUAAUUGAUGCAACAAUUCCGAGUAACAUUCGUAGUUUACACAAAAGUAUACAGCCACUGUUUCCAAAGCUUGUGGAGCAGUUCGAUUUGAAAAUGAUCCCGGCUAGUUCCGUUUCCAGUCACCAGAUGAACUGGGUCAAGUGCUGUAUUUUUGAUGAUCCGAAGAAAAUGCUGAAUCGAUCAGAACAGCACUUGAUGCUGAAUGGACAUUAUUUUCAGAGCUUCAAGUACUUCCAUCACCUCCGUUCUGAAAUUCGUGAAUGGCUUGCACCUAGUAAAAUGGCAAAACUUGCUGCGGAGACUGUAUUAACAUCAGAGCUCAAAGAAGAUUUGAUAAUAUGCACACAUAUUCGACGAGGAGAUUUCCAGACUGACGGAGUUCAUCAACCAUCUGAUCCUAAUUUUACACGUGCUGCUACGGAUUUUUUGGUGAAACAUUACCAAAAAUGGCACUAUCGCACCACUGUUGUAGUCUUUGGGAAUGAUGUCAAUUUUUCAAAAGCAGUUUUUGAAGACCGAGUUUCAAAUUCUUCGGUCAUACCAAAUCGCACGACACCCCCACUCAACUUCCCAAUUCCUGAAAACUCUCCUAAAUAUUCGGUGAUUCUUCCACAAAAUUCAACACCAGAAAAUGAUUUGGCAUUUUCCAGACAAGCACCAUCAUCAACUUUUGGAUGGUGGUUAUCAUAUUUGGCAAAACGUUCAGCAGUUGUCUAUUAUCGAGAUAUUCGAGAGACAAAAGAUAAGGUGAUAAACGACAUGAACCCAAACGAUUUCUACCCACCGGAAUGGAUAAAACUUGGAACUCGUCCAAAUGGUGACAUCUUCAAAUUUUAACUUGAACUAAAUUUUAUCUGUGUAUACGUAUUUGUGUAUUUUUUUCUAUCACGGGUUCAUUUUGUUUGAUGUUUUUUUGAAGAAACAAGUAGUUUUCAAAUACAGGAGUAUUUGAACAGUUGGAGCACGCUUCAUACAUAAAUUUUGUACACUCUAGCAGAAAUAACAAAAUGGUAAGAAAAAACAGGGGGAAGUAGAGAAAUCUCCUUUUACCAAUUUCACACUAUCAUUUCAAAAAAAAUUGUAUUAAUAAAUGUUUUUUAACACUU